Saprolegnia diclina VS20 is the source of this 733-nucleotide messenger RNA. RefSeq lists its product as hypothetical. The transcript has a single exon. The record is from RefSeq and is a predicted model, not a curated record. The coding region runs from base 80 to 583 and encodes 167 amino acids. NCBI's taxonomy places the organism in Eukaryota, Oomycota, Saprolegniomycetes, Saprolegniales, Saprolegniaceae.
CGGGUGUUUCAGCCCGAGAUCCGAUAUUUCACUUUUGCAUUUCCCGAGUCCUACCAUCAUCAUCCGCAUCCGUACGACAAUGCCCAUCAAGGUCCGCGCUGACAGCUACGGUGACGACGACACGUCUAUCGCUUCGUCUUCGUCCUCGUCCGCGUCGCCAUCCCGGUGCUUCUACACGGCCCGCGCCUACGACGCGGCGCCAAAGCCCAAGGUGAACAAGACGUGCCUCUAUCGCACUGGCAAGUGCAACAAUGCCCGCCACAUCAAGCCCAACGGGUCGCUCCACAAGAUGUGCACGUACCACCGGUCCAAGGCCAACGAGAACCAGCGCCGGCUAGACCAGAAGAAGAAGGACGCGGGCUUCCACCGUCGCGAGCGCAUCUCGGCCUUCAAGGUCAAGGGCGUGCUCCAGCCAAAGAAAGGUUCGGCGGCAGCCAACUCAAAACCAGCUCCGCUCUUUGCACUGCCGCCGCUGCCAGACGACUACAUGCCCGACGUCAUGAUCCCGUACCUCCUCGAGCACUACCAUGCGCUCGCCAUGGCCACCGACGAAUGCACCGACGACGGUAUCCUGCGCGUCUAGCGUCCCGUGCUUCUCUCCCGUACUAUUUAGUUUUUAGUAGUUUUGUAUUGCGCUGCUGUCGUUGUUUAUAGGAAGUCGAUUCUUUUUGUAGGUUUAGUCGUUGGUCCUGUCUCAUUUAUUUGCCCAGUGUACGAUAAUACUUUGUGGCCA